AUGUCAGAAAAACUUCAAAUAUUCGAACAACCACGAGUGGAUCACAGCAUAAUUAGAGAAGAAGAACAUACAUACAACCCGGAAGCACGUUAUUUGGAUGUAAAUGACGAAAUAGAUAUAAUUAUUAAUCAAGAAGAUCUUAUGAUACCGUUAUCGGAAUGCUAUCUUGAUAUUGAUGGAGAAUUUGACCAUGACGAUCUUUUGCCUAAUAACAUACCACCUUUAAAUGGAAAUAUUUAUUUGACAAAUAACGCUGGAGCGUUUUUAUUUGAAAGCAUUACUUAUGAACUUAACAAUAAAGAAGUUGAUGUAGUACGAGAUGUUGGAUUAUUAUCAACCGUUAAAACAUUCUUGUGUUAUGGUGAAGAUGAAUCAAAUGAGUUGGGUGGAGCUGGUUGGGCUGUGGAUGACCACGGAAUUAAAACAUUUAACGUUGUAGAUAAAACGUUUUCACUGAGAAUACCUUUAUCAUCUUUGUUAAAUUUACCUUACGAUUAUCAUCGCGUAGUUACUGGCAAACAUAAAUUAAGAUUGGUACGCAGUAAAUCUGAUGAUAAUUGCUACGUAUCCACAGGCACUAGGAGAGCAAGAAUUAAUAUAAAAAAUAUUGCACUGAUAGCAAAACAUGUCUAUCCAAACGAUGAAAUGAAAAUACAGAUGUUGAAUAAAAUCAAUAAAAGUAAGGCUAUAUUGAUACCAUUCAGAAAAUGGGAAAUUCAUGAACUGCCCAUUCUUCCUAGAUCUAAAAAUGAAGUGUGGAAAGUGAAAACCCUGCAAAGUGUACAUACACCUCUUUAUUGUAUUGUAUUUUUUCAAACUAAUAGGAAGAAUAAUCCCCUGGCGGAUGCAACUAAAUUUGACAACAUCAACAUCAGAAGCAUACGUCUACACUUAAAUUCAAAUGUAUAUCCAUACGAAUCUUGGAAAUUAGAUUUUACAAAAAAUCGUUACAGAGAAGCGUAUCAAGCAUACUGUAACUUUUAUAAACAGUUUAAUGAUCAGGAUAGAGCAAAACCGAUAUUAAAAUAUGAUGAUUUUAAAAGACGCUCGAUAUUCGUUUUAGAUUGUUCGAAACAUCCCGAACCCAUUCGUUAUGCAACUGUAGACGUAUCACUUGACUUCGAAUCGGACAACGAUUUUCCCGAAAAUACUAAAGCCUAUGUAAUUAUCAUUCACGAUGCCAUCAUAGAGUACAUACCAAUGCUGAAAACUACAAGAGAACUUAUUUGA
Zophobas morio is the source of this 1230-nucleotide messenger RNA. RefSeq lists its product as uncharacterized. The transcript has a single exon. Lineage: Eukaryota; Metazoa; Arthropoda; Insecta; Coleoptera; Tenebrionidae. The record is from RefSeq and is a predicted model, not a curated record. Bases 1 to 1230 code for a protein of 409 amino acids.